UAUUGGCUAUUGCAAAUUAAUGAUAAAGCAUUCUCACUCGUUAUGUCACUCUCUUUGACCCCAUUCUUGCUCUAAUUGGACUUGGAUUUUACCAACAGCGUCUCUUUAUUCACAGUUCUUGGCAAUAAUUCUCAGUUUCUAUGCAUAGCACAGAACAACAAGGAGUGGACGAUUCCUGCAGUCAUAUCUAACAUCUUAGGUGGCCUUGUGCUAUAAAAAUUCAAGAACUAUGCAAAACAUGUCUCAACAGGAUGAGGGUUGGCCUCUGGGUUUACUGCAGCCAGCGAAUGCAAGGAUUGAAUUGGUCAGAAACAGUGACAAUGCGGGGUCAAUAUCAUUCAACACCUUACUCACUCGUUCUCCAUCUUCUUCUACAGAUUCUUCAUCAGAUUUAGACACUGAGUCAACGGGGUCUUUUUUUCCGGACCAAAGUACCACACUUGGGAGCCUUAUGGGUAUCUCUAGCAUUGUAGAGCUGUCUAGAAGAUCACUAAGAGGAACUAAGACAGAACUAUUAAAGAGUAAAAAGAAAAUGUUCAAUUUCAGCUCAUGGUUAUUCUGUUUGGGCUCAAGGAGUAAAAUUACUGAAGCUGAGAGCCAAAAAUAUAAUCCACCAUCUCUUGGUCAAUUUCUUGCUGUGGAAAGAAGAGCUGCUAGUGAAAAUAGAAGGAAGCAAAGCCUAUCCAUUUACGACCCUCAUGAUGAGCUUGCAUUGGCUGAGCUAAAUUCAUUAUUUAUGAAUGGCACCAUUGCUCCCCCUCACUCCAUAAGUCCAAGGCAGAGUAUUGGAACAGAGAGAGAAAACAUGGAAUUAAGACAACACAGCAAAGGGUUUGGUUUACUUGCGGAGCUGUUUUCAUGCAUGUGUGGACAAGAUGGCUUAUUAGCUAACUUCUAAUUAUGAUUUGGCAUCAACAUCAGUCAUUUUUUUUCUUCGCAUCUUUAUAUGUUACAUUUGUUUCAAAGUUAACGUUAGAUGUAAGUGAAAUGAGUAUGUAUCCAAAAUAAUUUUAGUUAUGAUUUUA
This is a messenger RNA of Glycine soja, 1025 nucleotides long. RefSeq lists its product as uncharacterized. The record is from RefSeq and is a predicted model, not a curated record. NCBI's taxonomy places the organism in Eukaryota, Viridiplantae, Streptophyta, Magnoliopsida, Fabales, Fabaceae. The transcript has 3 exons. Bases 230 to 898 code for a protein of 222 amino acids.